UUUUAAACUUGUGAGGAUGGUUAGGAAAAAGGUAAAGUGGAGAGUGAGAGAGGGAGACGAGAAAAAAAAAAUUUAGGUGCAUUUGGGGAAGGUAAGUGCACCGGAGUUGUGCCCGACAGCCACCGCUGGUGUCCCGAUGGAGCAGGAUAACGAGACGCCCGACUGUCGCACACUCUUUCCGCUUUCCCGCGACCCACCAUUAAAAAAUAACGGUGGAGGACUGAGAAGGGACGGAACUCGACCUCCGGGAAUCUCCACUUCCGUCUACUAAACUGCUUCUAAGCCUCUCUCUUUCUCUCUCCCUCUUGAUAAAGGGGCGGGGAGGGAGGGAGGAAUGGCGGCUGCGGGCUUUCCCUACCGGGCUUCGGGGUUAGGGUUGUGCGCUUCAUUCCGAGGCAAUAGUUUGCGAAUAGGCGGCUCAACUCUGGACCUCAAGUGCAAACAGUAGGAGCCAUAUAUCUCCAUUUCGAGCCUCAAGUAGGAUGGGCAUGUGUGAAGAAAAUCACCACAUUGGCAUGUGGGAGGACUCAUUCAAAGCUGAUAGUAGUCAAAAUACAUGCGCUUCAACUGUUAUGGAGUCAGAUAUGCGAAUUGACUAUUUGCUAGAAGAUAUUCCUCUCAAGGCACUAGGAAAACCAAAGAAAUAUGACCAUAAAGAAAACAAGACUUCAGAUAAGGUAUUGAGACGGCUGGCACAAAAUCGAGUGGCUGCUCGAAAAAGUCGACUGCGGAAAAAGGCUUAUGUUCAGGAGUUAGAGUCAAGUCGUUUAAAACUCACCCAACUAGAACAGGAGGUUGAGAAGGGCAGACACUUGGGUAUGUACACAAUAGGUGGGAAUAUGCGAGGAUCACCCCUUGGGGUGCCUGGAAGCGUCAAUAUAGGGAUUGCUGCUUUUGAAAUGGAAUAUGGACACUGGGUUGAAGAACAAAAUCGACAAACAUGUGAACUUAGAGCUGCACUGCAGGCAAAUAUGUCUGAUUUGGAGCUUCACAUGCUUGUUGAGAGUGGAAUGAGACAUUAUGAUAAUCUUUUCCAAAUAAAAUCCAAAGCUGCUAACUCUGAUGUCUUCUAUCUUAUGUCUGGCAUGUGGAGAACAUCCACUGAGAGAUUUUUUCUUUGGAUUGGUGGAUUUAGGCCCUCAGAGCUUCUGAAGGCACUCUACCCACAGCUUGACCCUCUGUCGGAGCAACAAAUGACUGCUGUCUGCAGCCUGCGGCUAUCUUCACAACAAGCUGAAGAUGCACUGUCUCAAGGACUGGAAAAACUUCAGCAAACUCUUUCUGAAACUCUAACAUGUAACUCCUUAGGCACAUCUUGUGUUUCGGGUUACAUGGGACAAAUGGCAAAUGCCAUGGGAAAGUUGGAUGCUCUUGUAAGCUUUCUGAACCAGGCUGACCACCUGAGGCAGCAGACUUUGCAGCAGAUGCACAGUAUCCUCACAACCCGUCAGGCGGCGCGAGGUUUGCUUGCAUUGGGCGACUACUUCCAACGACUCCGUGCCCUUAGUUCAUUAUGGGCUGCUCGACCUUGCAAACCUGCUUCAUAAAAAUCAGAUCAGAUCCCAUUGGUGAAUUGUCAUUUCAAAAAUCGCAAACCAAAUCAACUGGAACUGGGCCAGGGAAUGGACAUUAACAAAAUGGUUCGUAGCCUCCAUCCGGAUCAUUAUCCUAACAAGUAUAUACAACACAAAUUGCAACAAGUGCCGUAGUGUAGAUGAUCUGUAAAAAUAUAUCUGAUGGUUCUGUAGCUUGUUUAUGAACAUGCCAUUUGUUAUUGUUGCAGCUCCAUUUUCAGUAUAAGGACAUUAAGUUGCCCAUGAACUGGUAUUCCAUAUCAGGAAGAAACAGCUCUUUCCCAGUAUAUAUAAAAUGCUUGUUAUCGGA
Messenger RNA from Zingiber officinale, 1884 nucleotides. Its product is annotated as transcription factor TGA4-like. Gene Ontology annotation, molecular function: sequence-specific DNA binding; DNA-binding transcription factor activity. The transcript is spliced from 9 exons. Gene Ontology annotation, biological process: regulation of DNA-templated transcription; DNA-templated transcription. The record is from RefSeq and is a predicted model, not a curated record. The coding region runs from base 483 to 1547 and encodes 354 amino acids. Lineage: Eukaryota; Viridiplantae; Streptophyta; Magnoliopsida; Zingiberales; Zingiberaceae.